CCAUAACAUAACCUCUAAUCUUCAAAUUGAACGGGUACCGCCAUGAUACACCGACCUACCGAUCGGUACCGAAAAGUGUAAAGCGAUAAAUUGAAAGAUAUCAAUAAUCAGGAAUUACCCAGUACAAGAGUCUCAUGUGCCCGAUUAUUGAUAUCGUUCGUUAUGGAAUGGAAUAAUAAAUCGUUCCGCGGAAGAUAUAUGGUUAUCGCGUCUCCCGAUCGCUCGGUUAGAAUAGUUCGAUGUAACCGUUGAGAAGGGAGCAAAGAGGAGUGGAAAGUGGAAACAUUCGCGGACUUCGCGAAUCGCCUGUUUUUCUCUUCGAACAUGUGAGCCUUCCUCGAGAUUCGCAUCACUUUACAACGGCUUAUAUAUAUAGAUUGCAUAUAUAUAAAUAAAUAAACAUACGUGUAUAUAUGUAUGUAUAUAUAGAUGAAUGUAAAUAAUGGUGUUUCGGACCGUCAUUUAUUCGCUAGCGAUAUUUCUGCGCUUCAGUGCCAUACAAGCAAAGCCAGAGUCGCAGGGUUACUGCGCACCUUAUAGUGGCAAGAUCUGCAAGAAAUAUCUUACUGGUAUUGGGAAGGUCUGGUUUAACGAUUCCAAUGACAAUCCCGGUGGAUGGCUGAACGAGAAGAUCACAACGAAUCUCUGGGAGGAACUGAUAGAGACGCUUUUGGAACCAUGUCGUUCGGCAGCAGAAAAGAUGCUCUGCAUGUACGCGUUUCCGCUGUGCCACGAAUCGGUAGGCCUACCCUUAUGCUACGAGGAUUGCAUGGCUGUACGCCAGCAAUUCUGCUUCAACGACUGGGCGAUCAUCGAGGACAACAAGCAAAGAGACAUUUACAUUCGUUCGCGUGGACACUUUGUGCUACCGGAAUGCGAAAGCCUGCCCAAAGUGAACAAGGAAGUUCCUACCUGUUCACACGUACACCUCAUCGACAUGGAUGAGGAGGUUGUCACCUAUGAUUGUAUCAGAGGCAAUGGUAGAUUCUACAUGGGAAAAGUCAACAAGACAAAAUACGGAUUAGACUGCCAAUCAUGGAGCGCGCAAGUGCCGCACAAUCAUGAUAAACCGCCUGAUGUCUUCCCACAGAUUCGAUACGGCGAAAAUUAUUGUAGAAACGCGGGCGGCGACGAGCCAGUACCGUGGUGUUUCACGACCGAUCCUCUAAUACGUUGGGAGCAUUGCGAUAUUCCUGUAUGUGGUGGGUAUAACCGAAAUGAUAAUAUGACAACUAAAGUGGAGAUUGAACCAAAAGACAUAACAAUGGACACUCUAUUUAAUAACACACUGGUGCUCAUACUAUCAGCAUUAGGCUUUGUAAUCAUAGCCAGUGCGUUACUGUCUAUUCUCCUGAGCCAAAGACUGCAUAAGCGUCAUCGAGGCUAUAAUCCGACCGAUAAUCAGGACGUGAACAUUGAUUUGGAUAAACUACCCAACAACGAAGCGUAUCACAAGACGAGCGCACAGCUGAAUCCUAAGUUAGAAAAACUGGAGUUUCCACGAAACAACAUCAUCUACGUGCGAGACUUAGGCCAAGGCGCGUUUGGUCGCGUGUUCCAGGCGAAAGCGCCAGGGCUGAUCGCGGGCGAGGAGUUCACGAACGUCGCCGUGAAGAUGCUGAAGGAGGAGGCAUCAGACGAUUUGCUACGGGACUUUGAACGGGAGGCAUGUCUCCUCGCCGAGUUUGAUCAUCCCAACAUCGUGAAGCUGUUGGGUGUGUGCGCGCUCGGUCGGCCGAUGUGCCUGCUAUUCGAGUAUAUGGGCCGCGGCGAUCUCAACGAGUUCCUGCGCUCGUGCUCGCCCAGCAACUAUAUCAUCCGCGUGACCAGCACGGCGGACGAUAACGGCUCGAUGGCGGGCGAGCCCUCGCGACUCUCGCACAUGGAUCUCAUCAACAUCGCUCUGCAAGUGGCGUCCGGUAUGGUAUAUUUAUCCGAUCGGAAAUUCGUCCAUCGCGACCUGGCGACACGCAACUGCCUGAUCAAUGAUCAAAUGAUCGUUAAGAUCGCCGACUUUGGCCUAUCACAGAAGAUAUAUCUGCAGGAUUAUUAUAAAGGAGACGAACAAGAUGCCAUCCCUGUCAGAUGGAUGCCGCUCGAGAGUAUACUUUACAACAAGUAUACUGUCGAAUCGGACGUGUGGGCGUUUGCUGUGUGUCUAUGGGAAAUCUUCAGCUUCGCGCUGCAGCCAUAUUACGGGAUGACGCACGAGGAGGUGGUCAAGUACAUCAAAGAAGGCGACGUGCUGCGAUAUCCGGACAAUACACCGCAAUCGAUUUACGAUCUGAUGAAGCUCUGUUGGAACAGGCGACCGUCUGACCGGCCUACAUUUCGCACAAUCUACCAGACCCUUGACGGCAUCCGGCAGGAAUUGGAGGCCGAGUGCAAGUCAGACAGCGUUCCGCUACGCAUUCGGGUGUGAAUGUAAUAAUGACGGUAAUUAAGUCUGUGUUGUGUACCAUGCGUAUGAUGUGAAAUGCCUGCCUGCCUUUUUAGUUGGAUUCACCUCGAUAUUGGAUCAGUUAUCAGUCGCGAGAAGUCGGAAAAGGACCAAUGUAUAAAAUGAAAGCGCAAUACUGUACUGUUGCGUUAACUUCUCUUCGUCUUCUAAAAUGUGGAUGUUCGUCCCUAUCGGAAGACAUAGUAUUGCUCUUUUACACUUUCCUGAAAAACUCUUUUUUCGGAUAUUAACUCGAGAAAAUUGACGUUCGUUUCUAUUUACUGUUCAAUUAGCUUCCGAUUAUCCAAUUAGAGCUGCCAUUUUUCUGAUUCUCGGAAUCGGAAAUUCCAGAGAUUUAGAUUUUCUUAUCUCCGGCUCAUAAUAAAUGUAAAUAUAUAUAUGAAUUUGUGUGUGUGAGUGUGUGUAUAUGUCAUUUUAAUUUGAAAAUAAUUUUUACGAAUGACAAUUUUAUAAUUUA
Molecule: messenger RNA, 2918 nt
Organism: Formica exsecta
Lineage: Eukaryota; Metazoa; Arthropoda; Insecta; Hymenoptera; Formicidae
Gene: Nrk
Product: tyrosine-protein kinase transmembrane receptor Ror2
Exons: 8
Coding region: 443-2422 (659 amino acids)
Biological process (GO): multicellular organism development; protein phosphorylation; positive regulation of kinase activity
Cellular component (GO): signaling receptor complex
Molecular function (GO): transmembrane receptor protein tyrosine kinase activity; ATP binding; protein binding
Source: RefSeq, a predicted model, not a curated record